AUGAGCCAACUCCGGCCGAUCCACGGCGCUUGUAAUUGUGGACGCAACCUCUACUCAAUCACAGUCCCCGAGGGUGCGGUGGAACGAGCCGAAGUAUACUUUGACGACAGCAGCGAGAGCAGACGAAGUCAAGCGACUCCGCUGACAGCAUGGCUGCGGGUGCCAUUGCCAUGGUUCGCAUCCGCCACACAAGCCCAUUUCCCCGAUGAAACUCACUCCUCCAUACGGAAGAUAUUCACCCCUCUACACACCCCUCAUUGUCAGCGGGUAUUCUGUGGUUAUUGUGGAACACAUCUCUCGUACUGGACUGAACAACCAGCGUCGGAAGCGGAGUACCUGAGUGUCACACUAGGAAGUCUCCUCACCGAAGACCUAAGAGCUCUACAGGAAUUAGACUUAUUGCCGGGCGACAUUGACUCCGAAGCUCUAGAGUGGCAUCCAAGCCAGCAACAGCGACGAGACACAAGCUCAAGUUCAGCUGUGCCCACACACCGGCCCCAGGAGCCUCAAGAAGAAUCCGCAGCAGUCACACAGGGCCAGCGGAAUGGGAAGACAGGAGGUCUCUCCUGGUUUGAAGAGCUGCUCGAAGGGAGCCGCCUUGGACGCAGGCACAAGACUCGACGGGGCCAUGGCAUUGGCGCUGAUGGCUCAACAAUAGUGGAGUGGGAGGUGUCUGAAGAUUUCGACGACGGGACACAGCUGCACGAUCCAGGCCAGCCAGCGUCGGAUUCAACAAGCUCGAAACGCAAGAUCGAUGACGUGACCCAGGGCGAAAGGGGCGAUGAUGUUACGAUGAAUGGAUAA
Messenger RNA from Exophiala aquamarina CBS 119918, 804 nucleotides. RefSeq lists its product as uncharacterized. Bases 1 to 804 code for a protein of 267 amino acids. NCBI's taxonomy places the organism in Eukaryota, Fungi, Ascomycota, Eurotiomycetes, Chaetothyriales, Herpotrichiellaceae. The record is from RefSeq and is a predicted model, not a curated record. The transcript is spliced from 2 exons.